Molecule: messenger RNA, 1216 nt
Organism: Xiphophorus couchianus (Monterrey platyfish)
Lineage: Eukaryota; Metazoa; Chordata; Actinopteri; Cyprinodontiformes; Poeciliidae
Gene: rnf224
Product: ring finger protein 224
Exons: 3
Coding region: 348-890 (180 amino acids)
Source: RefSeq, a predicted model, not a curated record
AUCAUUAGUUUUGCGCUUCUAUAUUGAUCUGAACCUCUCUCAGGUUAUUAUUAUUGUUAUUAUUGACGAGUAUUGAUUGUAGUACAACAGGCUGAAGUCGAUCUUGUUCAGGUGAGGAUUUUGUUUCAGGUCAGCUUUCACCUGGUUGGUGAAUUAUUGAUGAGGCGAGUCUCUCUCUCUGGGAGACGAUCAAAGCCAACAGAAGACGAGUAAACAGGAGGCGGGAAGACGUCGAGACCAAAUAAAGCAAACAAGAAGAGAAACACAGAAACAAAACAGAAGAGCAGAUAAACAUGGAACGAUGAAGACUGAGGAAGAAGAGGAGGAAUACAACAAACCCAGGGAAGAUGAUUCAUGAAGAUGAAGAGGAGGAUGAUGAUCCCCUGCCCCCCCCUCCCUGCUCCUCUGUUGCCAUGGAGACGGCGAUGUCGGGCAGGAGGCCGGACCUGGCGUGCAUCGUGUGUUUCGGCAGCUACGACUUGCUGACGCGGUUGCCACGGCGACUCCACUGUGGCCACGCCUUCUGCCAGGCGUGUCUGAAGAGACUCGACACGGUGAUCAACGAGCAGGCGUGGAUCCCGUGUCCCCAGUGUCGGCAGAACACGCCGCGGCCGCGCGGUGGCGCCGCCGGUCUGGACCUGGACCUGGCGUCCUUCCUGGCGGUGAAGGCCCAGCAGACCUUCGUCUCCUGCUCCUCUUCCUCGCGAAGCUCUGCCCCCAGGGGCGGAGCUUCAUCUGGCGAUGGGAAGCUUUGGCUUGGGAAGGAAGUUCCCGAUGACGGCUGGCGGCACGGCGGCCUGGCGGAGCCGCGAUUCCAUCGCUACGGCGACUGCUGCCUGGCGCCGUCCUGCUGGCACUGCUGCUGGUUCUGCUGCCCCGGGCGAGGCUGACAGACCGGACCGGAACCGACCCGGCUCUGGAUGAGGCCCGGUACUGAUGUGCAUCCUAGAUUUCCUGGUUCCGGGUUAGUUCUGUGUCAGAACCGGGUCGGCUCUGGGUCGCCGUGAACAAUAAUCAGAGCUUUGAAAUGUUUCGUGUUCAGAAACAUCAAAUAAAAGCUUUAAUGUUUUGGGUCUUUGAUCUCAUUGAUCUCAUCUGCAGCUUGUUUCAUAAAUCCUUUGUUACCAUGGAGACGAAAAAGCAGAUCUGAUCAGAACCUGAUUCACUGUAAGGUCCAGUUGACACGUCAGAACUACCCCAGAUCAAAUACCAGAUC